Lytechinus variegatus (green sea urchin) is the source of this 1229-nucleotide messenger RNA. It is a transcript of the gene exosc6, whose product is annotated as exosome complex component MTR3-like. The coding region runs from base 37 to 888 and encodes 283 amino acids. The transcript is spliced from 7 exons. NCBI's taxonomy places the organism in Eukaryota, Metazoa, Echinodermata, Echinoidea, Temnopleuroida, Toxopneustidae. Gene Ontology annotation, cellular component: nucleolus; nuclear exosome (RNase complex); cytoplasmic exosome (RNase complex). Gene Ontology annotation, biological process: nuclear mRNA surveillance; U4 snRNA 3'-end processing; poly(A)-dependent snoRNA 3'-end processing. The record is from RefSeq and is a predicted model, not a curated record.
UAAAUUAAAUAUAAAUUUGAGACAUAACUGUUAAAAAUGCCGACUGACACCAAGCGCAUUCAAGGACCAGAUGAGUCACAAAGCACCUUUUUAUAUAAGAAACGGACUGAUAAACUGCAUCAACCGCUUCUAGAGGAAGGAAAGCGACAAGAUGGAAGAUCACCUGAAGAAAUAAGACCAAUAUUUCUCAAAGCUGGGGUUGUUAGUCAAGCGAAAGGAUCAUGUUAUAUUGAAAUGAAGAACACCAAGGUCAUAUGUGCAGUGUAUGGACCAAGAGAGGUACCAAGGAGAGAUGGGUUUGUCAUCAAUGGUCAGCUUCGGUGUGAGUUUAAAUUUGCUACCUUUGCCAGUGAAGUGAGGCAAGGCCAUUUAACUACAUCCACAGAGAAGGACCUGGCAUUACAGGUGCAGCAAGCCUUGGAACCAGCAGUUUGCUUGCACAAGAUUCCCAAGUCCCAAGUGGAUAUUUUCAUCACAGUACUCGAAAACGAUGGAAGUGUUCUUUCAGCAGCCAUUACCUGUGCAUCUGUUGCUGUUGCUAAUGCUGGUAUUGAGAUGUAUGAUCUUGUCAUCGGGAGUUCAGUGAGACAGUCAGGAGAAAAACUUCUGCUUGAUCCAACAGCAUUUGAUGAAGCUGCUGACUCCACGGCUACAGAUGACCCACAGGCUAUCAUCACUGUCGGAUUCCUACCUUCUAUCAAUCAAGUCUCAUGUCUGGUUCAGAAAGGACAGCUCCUGAGUGAAGAAUCCAUCAAGGCAUUGCAGCAUUGUAUAGAGACAUGUCAGCGUAUCUACCCGGUUGUGUAUGAGUGCUUGAAGAAAUCUGUCAAGAAACUGAAGACAUCUGUAGGGUCACCUUCCCCUGUAGAUGAAGUUCCUGUGUCAUGACGUUGAUAGAUCCAGUGAUCAGUGGACCCUAACAAAUCAUUGACCUCUAGCUUGAACAGACUCUUUUACACAACUGAGCGAUGAUGGUUAUUUCAGCCUAGCUGACCCCUGGGAGUAGGCUGUAAGGAACAAACUCAAAAGACAUUUAAAGGCAUAUUGCCACAGUGACAAUGAAUAGCAUCAGCUUUAGACCCAAACUACUCAAACAGUUCCUGGUUCCCCACCCAGAAUGCAACAUCUUAUUCAGGUAAUCUUAUACCCAAUAUAAUCCAACCAUGUUUGUGAAAACAUUAUUUUCAUUAUUAUUACCACAGAUGUGCUGGUACGGUACAAAAUAAUUA